Molecule: messenger RNA, 1514 nt
Organism: Thrips palmi
Lineage: Eukaryota; Metazoa; Arthropoda; Insecta; Thysanoptera; Thripidae
Exons: 6
Coding region: 212-1483 (423 amino acids)
Source: RefSeq, a predicted model, not a curated record
CCAGUGGCGCCGGGACGAACUACGCGCCGAUUGCGCAAGUGGCAAGUAGUGGCAAGUAGUGGCAAGUAGUGGCAAGAAGCGCAAGAAGUGUCAAAUUCAAACGGGGAGCGCACAACUCACACAACUUGACGCAAGUCGUGCGUCUUUGAGCCGACUAGCGACGAGGCUGGAGGACCGUUGUCAAUACCAGAAGACCGCCUGGCGGGCAGCGAUGGAGUGCCCGGAGUGUUUUGUCAACUUCAAUGAAGUGGGCCGUCUUCCUAAAGCCUUGCCAUGUGGGCACACCUAUUGCCUGGAAUGCCUUGAAGAAGUGGACCGCUGUUUCGAAGACCAUAAGAAAUUUAUGGAAAUACCCACUGAGCUUCCGAACAAUAAAAAUGUCAUUGCAAUGAUGCGCUCAAAUUCCGGCAAAAGUGAUAAUUGCCUAUCUAUCUGGUGCAUGAGUUGUGAAGCUAAAGCUUCAGAGUGUUGCAUCGAUGUUGGCCACAAAGUUUGCAACAGGAAAAAGGUUUUGUUUGAACAAGCUCGUCAAAAGUUGCAUCUAUCUGAACAAAAGCUUGACCUCCAACAUUAUGAGAAGUUGGUGGACAAUCUUGAUGAGGCCAAUGCUGCUCAAGCCCUAGAGUUGCUGUCAGGACCUAUUGCUCCAAUUGACGUGUUGCUGCAGGGAAAAGGGGUGAGGUGGAAAGCACCACUGCAGUUGAAUGAAGCAAUUGAUGAAAAAAUGGGAGAUCAAAAGGCCAAAAUGAUGAGGUGCCUGCUGUAUCUCUUGAAAUUGGAAGGAACAAUUCAGAAAGACCUGUAUCUGCCACAUAACGACAGAAGCCAAGAGACUCAACCAAAGGAAGAAAUAGAUCCUGAGACUCUGCUGGACCUAACAAAUAUCAGCAGUUGCAGGAAUCUAGAGUCAGUGAAGGCUGACAAAGAUGCAUUGUUGGCAUCUGACAGUUUACUCAAAGUGAAGCGUCUCACAGGCCUGUACUGUGAUCCAGACAAGAAGUGGUCUUUGCAACUUCUGGAGCUGCUUGCACCAAACCUAGAGGAGGUUCACUUGUACCAUUUCCACCUUAAACACCUUGAAGUAGUUCAAAGGAUGCCUCAACUGCGUUGGCUUGUUUUGGAGAACUUGAAUGAUAAGAUAAAAGCUGUGGACAAAGAUUAUAAAGUACCACCUUUGAAACAUAAAAGUCUAGUGGAAUUCCUUUGGUGUAAUGUUUCUGGCUAUAGAAACGAAAAAUUGUGCUCAGAUAUAAUUAAGUCAUAUGAAUCAUCGUUGAAAGUGCUACUGGCAGCAGUACCUUCUUACCAUGGUAAUACUGUGGAAUUCUUUGAUAAAUUGAACAUGCCUAAUCUUGAGAAUCUGUUUUACAUUAAUAAUUAUUGUGGAAAUCAGAGCUGUAAGGAGCAAAUGAAUAGCUUACGUGAGAAAUAUCCCAAUGUGUUUUGCUUCAAAUGUGGAAGAACAGAUAUGUAUGAUUCAUAAAGUGCAAUAAAAGAAAUACAAAACAAAGUUC